UUGAAAGGAAACGUCAACGACGCAACGGGUGCCCGGGACUGAUUAUUUCUCCAGUAUGGGAGGCGCCGCCAGCACCCAGCGCAAGGUGAAGCCGGCGAGUGCACCGCUAGACCCGAGCUCGCCCUUCGGCUACAGGCUGGACAACGCCCGCCAGGUCAUCCAGUCUUCCUGCAAAACUAUCCAGGCAGACAUGGGAAGGGGCAAGGCUAAACCCAUACAGCAACAGCUAGACUCGCUCCAGGCCCUGUACUACAGCCACAAGUCCAUCCAGUCUCAGGUCUGUCAGGAGAUGGCCAAGGCCGGUCUGCCCAAGAUCAUGCUCGACACGGCACAGACGUUCCUGGUAAUAACUGCAGGAGCGGAGAACGCCAAGCCCAACAUCAAACUCCUGGAGUCCCUGUUUAGCGCCGCCGUGCGGUUCUGCAGGGGAAGUGCAGACUUCAGCAGGCACCUUACUGACUGUGGCAUGCCAGCUCUUCUAGUGGACUUGUUGGAGGACCCGAAAAUCAAGGAGGCCAAAAGCCGCGGCGCGAGGGACAUGCUGGAAGUACUGGGGCACUGCGUGGCCUGUCUGCCAGCCAACAGUGAGGUGCGCCCUCUAGCGGCGAAGGUGGUGGACAGCUACCUGAACAGCCACGGCCAGGACAGCGUGGAGAGGGCGGCCUAUCUCUCCGCCAAACUCAUGGGGACCGAGGUGAGGACACCGACACCACCUGCAGCGAUGGUCACGACUCCGGUAAAGCCACCGGCCAAGGACGCAAAGGUGUACGACCCGAAGGUUAAUGACCCCGCCAAUGGGCCGAAGGGCACGUCCACGGCGCCUGCACCUAAUGGCACUGCUGCGCCGCCAGGGGUCGCCCCUAAGACGUAACCUGACUGAUCGUAGUCACCAUAGUCACAGUCGCUAUACACUACCUUCCAAUGACACGGUGAUUUAAGUGAUAUCAGAGGCUAGGGGAGCAGAAUUGUGACUUUACAAUCACAUUAUGGUAUUGAUGCCUCAGUAGGUUUCUGCACCAACACGCGACUUUUCUCGGUCUACA
Messenger RNA from Branchiostoma belcheri (Belcher's lancelet), 1043 nucleotides. RefSeq lists its product as uncharacterized. The record is from RefSeq and is a predicted model, not a curated record. The transcript is spliced from 4 exons. NCBI's taxonomy places the organism in Eukaryota, Metazoa, Chordata, Leptocardii, Amphioxiformes, Branchiostomatidae. The coding region runs from base 56 to 871 and encodes 271 amino acids.